UUAUUCCAAGUGCGCAUGCCUCAGUAUUGGAAAUGUGAGAUGUUCACUUUCACUGAAGCAAGAGGAGCAUCAAGAUGUUUGGAAAACUGACGAAAGUAAUACUUCUGGUGCACUUAUUUGCGAGAUGUGGAAGCGCGGCAAAGAACUCACAGUUCAUCAGAGUUCCUAACGCGAUACAAAUGCCAUAUGUGAUGAUGUGGAGCUUAUCUGCCAGGGGAUUCUUUGAAUGCGCUGCGCAUUGCCGUGAAGACUGUUUGUUUCUGAAGUAUGAGGACAAUGGAUCGGGCUCAGGCACAUGUUACCUGUACAAUCUAAGGGACGAGAUCUAUACCAUGCUGAAAUUCGUGAAUGGUCCAAAUCGGUACAAAAAGGUCUAUCCCCCCGCCGAUGUUUUUGUUGGAAUCUUUGAAGGAAAAACAUGGUUCGAUGCGAGAGACUUCUGUCAGAGUCUGGGAAGCAGCUUGGCCAUCGCUGACAGCACCGCCAAGGUGGAGAGAAUGUACAACCUGAUAGGUAAUAGAGCCUGGGAAGCAGGAGGUAGAUUCUGGGUAGGAGGCCAUUUCACUGGGACGACCUGGAACUGGCUAUCCGGGGCGGUCGUGACGCCCGCUCCUUGGGCAACUGGCGAUGGAAAUUGUCUUGAGGUGUGGAAUAGACUGUGGUCCGAUUGGAAUUGCUAUUACCCGUUAUGGUCAUUUUGUGAAUAUUAGCUUUACAAACAAGUUUCAAACGUAUGCAAAACAUGAAAAUGUGUUUUUGUAAUGAGCAGUCUCAAAAUAAGUUUACUUUAGCUUAACUCUGGUUAUCUUUAAUAAAUAUAAUCAUCGUA
Messenger RNA from Dreissena polymorpha, 829 nucleotides. RefSeq lists its product as uncharacterized. NCBI's taxonomy places the organism in Eukaryota, Metazoa, Mollusca, Bivalvia, Myida, Dreissenidae. The coding region runs from base 75 to 710 and encodes 211 amino acids. The record is from RefSeq and is a predicted model, not a curated record. The transcript has 2 exons.